AUGCUUCCAACAAACUUUGGAUUUUUUAAUCCAAAUAUUAUGGCGGCGGCUCAAGCACAAGCGUUGCUUGCCCAAGCUCAAGCACAGGCUCAAUCUAGAGUAUUAUCACAACCAUCGCCUUUAACCGGAAUGCCAUUGAUUCCUUUACCAACAUCCGCCGCUCCCACGCGACCCUCGCCAAUGUUGGUUCCGCCUGGAAUGGCGGCUGAAGACAGUCAAACGUCAUCUCCACAAACUAACGUUGAUUCUGAAUGGACCGAGCAUAAACACACCGAUGGACGUGUUUAUUAUUAUAAUAAAAUCACUAAACAAUCGUCGUGGGUGAAGCCAGAUUCGUUGAAAACGGCGGAAGAAAAGGCUGUCAACCAGUGCGUCUGGAGAGAAUACAAGACCGACGAAGGAAAGCCAUAUUACUACAAUGUAUUAACAAAGCAGACGACGUGGACAAAACCAGAAGGACAGGAAAUAUCAAAGCAUGAGCCAAAGAGUACGACGCCAGUUGUUCAAACAACGAAAUCAGUUGAGAAAACGGAAGAAUCUGAUUUGGACAAAGCGAUGAAAGCUACUUUGGCAUCAAUGGGAGGCGUUCCGUUGCCAGCCGAACCAAAACAAGCGGAACCGACGAACGAUGAAGCUGAAUUAAAGAAACGUCAAGCUGAACGAUUCAGGGAGCUCCUUCGAGACAAAUAUAACGAUGGGAAAAUCACUGCGAAUUGCUCUUGGGAUCACGCUGUAAAGUGGAUUCAACACGAUCCAAGAUUUCGAAUUUUGAACAAAGUUUCCGAGAAAAAGCAAAUUUUCAAUGCUUGGAAAGUUCAGCGACUCAAAGAAGAACGGGAAGAAAAAAGGCUUGCUAUUAAAAAAGCAAAGGAAAAUUUGGAAAAAUGGCUACAAGAACAUCCGAAAAUGAAAGAAACUUUGAAAUAUGGAAAGGCGUGCGAUUUAUUCGCAAAAGAGCCAGUUUGGCAAGCUGUUCCCGAUGAAGAUCGGGCUGAUAUAUUCAAGGACUGCAUUGAUUUUGUGGCUAGACGAGAUAAACAGAAGAAAAAAGAAAUUCGUCAGCGAAAUAAGGAUGCUUUCACACAAAUUUUACAAAGUAUGGAUCAAAUCACAUACCGAACGACUUGGGCGCAAGCACAAAGACUUCUUAUCGAAAAUCCGCAGUUUGCCAAUGAUACUACUCUACAACACAUGGACAAAGAAGACGCGUUGAUUGUGUUUGAAGAUCAUAUAAAAGCUGCCGAGAAAGAAUAUGAAGAAGAAAAAGAACAAGAGGAGAGGAGAUUAAGAAGGAAAGAAAGAAAAGUUCGUGAGCAAUUUCAGCAAUUGCUUCACGAUUUACACAAAAAAGGAGAACUUACAUCAAUGUCUCUCUGGACUACGCUUUUCCCGAUUAUUUCACCUGACAGCCGGUUUGAUGCUAUGCUUCUGCAAUCAGGCUCCACUCCUCUCGAUCUGUUCAAGUUUUACGUAGAAGAUCUCAAAGAACAAUAUGGAGAAGAUCGGCGAACGAUCAAGGAGAUUUUGAAGCAGCUGGGAAAAACUGUCGAAGUUGACACGCAGUGGGAAGAUUUCGCCGAAUGGGUAUCAUCGCAUGAAUUGGGAAAUAAAGUCGAUCAGGGAAACAUGAAAUUGUGCUACAAUUCGAUGGUUGAAAAAGCCGAAUCGAAAGAGAAAGAAGCGGAACGAGAAGAAUCGCGAAAGAAGCGAAGAUUAGAAAGCGAAUACCGAAAUCUGCUCAAAUUGCACAAUGUCGAUGUAGAUAGUAAAUGGUCUGUGGUAAAACCAAAAAUCGAAAAAGAGAAGGCGUAUUUAGCGCUAGAAAACGAUGCAGAGUGUGAACGGUGCUUCGAAGAAUACAAAACCGCGUUGAAUGAAGCAUGCCAGCAUAUUCAUCCUGCUGCGCACGAAAAACAGAAGAAAAAGAAGAAGGACAAAAAGAAGAAAAGCAAGAGGAGUGAUAAGGAUUCUGAUUCUGAUGGAGAACUCCGUGAGAAGAAAAAGAAGAAGAAACAUUCAAAAGAUCGCGAUAGCGAUGACGAAGAACGAGGUAAAAAGUCGAAAAAGUCGAAGAAAAGGUCGAGAUCAAGAUCAAUGAGUGAUUAUGAAGACACUAAGCGGCCGAAAUAUGAUUCGGAAUCGGAUUAA
Messenger RNA from Caenorhabditis bovis, 2148 nucleotides. Lineage: Eukaryota; Metazoa; Nematoda; Chromadorea; Rhabditida; Rhabditidae. The record is from the annotation of a GenBank genome assembly.